Lolium rigidum is the source of this 2460-nucleotide messenger RNA. RefSeq names its product phytosulfokine receptor 1-like. Lineage: Eukaryota; Viridiplantae; Streptophyta; Magnoliopsida; Poales; Poaceae. The record is from RefSeq and is a predicted model, not a curated record. The coding region runs from base 1 to 2220 and encodes 739 amino acids. Gene Ontology annotation, molecular function: protein binding. The transcript has a single exon.
AUGGGAGGCUACUACUACUUGCUCCACUUCUUGCUAGUCUGCUUUCUUCUCCAUGUACACACCAGCCACUCCAUGAACCAGACAUGCAACCCUACUAACCUGGAGGCGCUUCUUGCUUUUUCCAGUGGCUUGGACAUGAAGCGUGCCAGGAUUGUCGGAUGGGAUCCAAAUGACACCGCAUGCUGUUCCUGGACUGGCGUCUUCUGUGAAUUUGGGAGAGUUAUCAGGCUGGAUCUCUCCAACAAAAGCCUCCAUGGAAGCAUCUCUUCUGCGGUCACCUUGCUUGAUGACAUCGUGUCUCUAAACCUCUCCAAUAACUCUCUUCAUGGCCAGCCGCCGGAGGGGCUUGGACACCUAGCAAGGCUGAAGAUUCUCGACCUCAGCAUGAACAUGCUCUCUGGCGUGUUCAUGGUGAGUGAAGAUGGCUUCCCGGCAAUUGAGGUGCUGAAUGUCUCCUUCAACCAAUUCACGGGGCCGCACCCUGCGUUCCCCAGCGCGAUGAACCUGACGGUUCUUGAUAUCUCAAGCAAUGCCUUCUCUGGUGACAUCAACGCCACUACCCUCUGUAUUACGCCGGUCAGGGUCCUGAAAUUUUCCGGGAAUGAGUUCACCGGUGAGGUCCCCGCCGGCUUUGGCCGGUGCAGCAUGCUUGCUGAUCUCUCUAUUGGCGGCAGUGGCCUUACUGGGAACCUCCCUAGCGACCUGUACAUGAUAGCAGGGUUGAGGAGACUAAGCUUACAAGAUAAUAAGCUCUCUGGUAGUCUCAGCGAGAACAUUGGCAACCUUUCGCAGCUUGUGCAGAUUGAUUUGUCGUAUAACAGGUUCACCGGCUUCAUCCCUGAUAUGUUUGGAAGGCUGAGGAAGCUAGAGUCCUUAAACUUGGCAUCCAAUGGCUUCAUUGGAACAUUGCCGAGUUCCCUGUCAAGCUGUCCUACAUUGAGGGUGCUUGGCCUAAGGAACAAUUCGCUCUCUGGCGAGAUUGCACUUGACUUCAGUUUGCUGCCAAGGCUGAACAUUUUUGAUGCUGGAACAAACAAGCUGAGUGGUGCUAUACCUGCUGGCCUUGGCCGGUGCGCCGAGUUGAGGAAGCUGAACCUUGCAAGGAACAAGCUUGAGGGAGAGAUACCAGAGAGCUUCAAGAAUUUGAGUUCACUAUUGUACCUGUCGCUGACAGGGAACGGCUUCACGAACCUGUCAUCGGCAAUGCAAGUCCUGCAGCACCUGCCCAAACUGACAAGCUUGGUGGUCACCAAGAACUUUCAUGGGGGUGAGAUUAUGCCAAUGGAUGACAUCAAAGGGUUCAGAAGCAUGCAGCUGCUUGUCCUGGCCAAUUGCGCACUCUCAGGCAUGAUUCCGCCUUGGAUGCAGAGCUUGGAGAGCCUCAGAGUGCUGGACAUUUCGUGGAACAAGUUGAGUGGAAAGAUCCCACCAUGGUUAGGCAAUCUAAAUAAUCUCUUCUACAUUAACCUGUCAAACAACUCGUUUAGUGGGGAACUUCCUGAGAGCUUAACACGGAUGAAGAGUUUAAUUUCAAGUACUUAUUUGAGAGAGAAUGCAUCAAUAGAGGACCUCGCAUUGUCUAUCAAGAAGAAUCCAGCUGACAAAGGUUUGCAGUACAACCAUGUCAGCAGCUUCCCAUCGUCUCUGAUCCUCUCUAGUAACUUGCUUGUUGGGCCAGUCUUGCCUGGCCUUGGCCAUCUUGUGGAUCUUCAUGUACUGGACUUGAGCUGGAACUAUUUCUCAGGGCGCAUUCCUGACGAGUUGUCAAACAUGUCGAGCCUGGAAGUGUUGAAUUUUGCCCAUAACAAUCUCAGUGGGAACAUACCAUCAUCUCUGUCAAAGCUGAAUUUCCUCUCCCAGUUUGAUGUGUCAUACAACAACCUCACUGGAGAUAUUCCAACAGGGGGACAGUUUUCCACAUUCAGUAAUGAGGGUUUUGUUGGAAAUGCUGCACUCUGCCUUCUUGAGAAUGCCCCCUGCUCUGCAAAUGCUAUAUCUGUAGGAACAGGAAAUGAAGGAACUCCGGCAAUGACAUACAUCACCAUGGAAGUGGGAUUCGCUUUCGGGAUUUUGAUCGUCUGCAACCUACUGUUUUUCGCAAAGGCUUGGAGGGCUGCGUAUUUUCUGGCAGUUGAUAGGUUCUUUGAUUGGCUAUAUGUAAUGACAAUGGUGAAGGUGAACAAUCUCAGAAGAAAAUGGGAUGGUAAAGAUCAUCCUUAAAACAAGUCACAGAUGGCUCUUCGCGGAUUCUAUGCAGGGGGGACUUGUGUGCAAAGUUCUUUACUUCGCAUGCUGUCUCCUUUUUUUUUCAGUUUGUAGUAUCUUCCUUGCUUCCGCCUCAAGUGUCAUUAGCUGGACAGAUUUGGCAUCAGGAGUCAUGUGGUUAAAUUUGAGUUCCCCUUCAUGUCUCGGACAAUAUUGGUUAUGACUAUUCAUUGGUACGAUAAAAUUGUGAACUGU